Molecule: messenger RNA, 3717 nt
Organism: Oryzias latipes (Japanese medaka)
Lineage: Eukaryota; Metazoa; Chordata; Actinopteri; Beloniformes; Adrianichthyidae
Gene: p4hb
Product: prolyl 4-hydroxylase, beta polypeptide
Biological process (GO): response to endoplasmic reticulum stress; protein folding
Cellular component (GO): endoplasmic reticulum
Molecular function (GO): protein disulfide isomerase activity
Source: RefSeq, a predicted model, not a curated record
CUAGGGCUGACCCCUCCGGUUUUGCGUGCACUGCCACGUUAGUAGCGGUAGACACAAAAUACCAGCUACUCUCUCCCAGCCUUAAACAAGAAGGGCAAAAAAGAACCAGAAACUGAGACGGUUUUCUUAGUUUUUUCGCUACAAGUCGCCUCUGCAACUAUUUUUUCCCCCCUGUUAAAAACCGGCUCGACGUAACUAUGCUGAAGUUUUUGAUGCUUUGCACUCUGGCCGUGGCCAGCAGGGCUGAGAUUGCGGAGGAAGAAGAUGUCUUGGUGCUGAAGAAAAGUAAUUUCGACGAAGCUCUCCAAGCUCACCCCAACAUUCUGGUCGAGUUCUACGCACCAUGGUGCGGCCACUGCAAGGCCCUGGCUCCAGAGUACGCCAAAGCCGCCGGCAUGCUGAAGGCCGAGGGUUCCCAAAUCCGCCUGGGUAAGGUAGACGCCACAGAGGAGACCGAGCUGGCUCAAGAGUUUGGCGUCCGAGGAUAUCCCACCAUCAAGUUCUUUAAAGGAGGAGAUAAAGAAUCUCCUAAGGAGUACUCGGCUGGCAGGCAGGCUGAUGACAUGGUCAACUGGUUGAAGAAGCGCACAGGGCCUGCCGUCACCUCCCUGACCGAGGUCACUGAUGCAGAGUCUCUGAUCGCUGACAACGAGGUGGCAGUCAUCGGCUUUUUCAAGGAUGCCAACUCAGACGAUGCCAAAGCCUAUGAAAAAGCAGCUGAGGCCAUGGAUGACGUUCCCUUCGCCAUUACCUCCAGCGACGCUGUUUACUCUAAAUUUGAGGUAUCCAAGGACGGCGUUGUCCUCUUCAAGAAGUUUGACGAAGGGCGAAACACCUUUGAUGGGGAGCUGACCAAAGACGGCCUCCUUGCUUUUGUCAAAGCCAACCAGCUGCCUCUGGUCAUCGAGUUCACCGAGCAGACCGCGCCUAAAAUCUUCGGCGGAGACAUCAAGUCCCACAUCCUCAUGUUUUUGCCCAAAGCUGCUUCAGACUUCCAGGAGAAGAUGGAGCAGUUUAAGAAAGCUGCAGCAGGAUUCAAGGGUCAGAUUCUCUUCAUUUUCAUCGACAGCGACGUCGACGACAACCAGCGCAUCCUGGAGUUCUUCGGCUUGAAGAAGGAAGAGUGCCCCGCCAUCCGCCUCAUCACCCUGGAGGACGAAAUGACCAAAUAUAAACCAGAGAGCAAAGACAUCACCGCAGAGAGCAUCGUGGCCUUCUGCACACAGUUUGUUGAAGGCAAACUUAAGCCUCACCUCAUGAGCCAGGACAUCCCUGAAGACUGGGACAAAAACCCCGUCAAGGUUUUGGUCGGCAAAAACUUUGAGGAGGUUGCUUUCGACCCCAAAAAGAACGUCUUCAUCGAGUUUUAUGCACCCUGGUGUGGACACUGCAAACAGCUGGCCCCCAUUUGGGACAAACUGGGAGAGAAAUACAAGGACAGUUCUGACAUCGUUGUGGCUAAGAUGGACUCCACAGCCAAUGAGAUCGAAUCUGUCAAAGUCCACAGCUUUCCCACUCUGAAGUUCUUCCCUGCAGGAGAGGAGCGACAGGUGAUUGACUACAAUGGCGAGCGAACGCUGGAGGGCUUCACAAAGUUCCUGGAGAGUGGAGGGAAAGAAGGCGGCGCUCCUGCUGGGGACGACGAUGAUGACGUGGAAUCCCAGGAUUUGGACGAUGCGGAUGACCUUUCUGACCUGGAGGAUGGAGGCGAGGAUGGACACGACGAGUUGUAAACACCAGACAGAGGAGGAGACGAAAGGAGAGAGCGAGAGGAGACGAGUCCCACCCCGACCCUUUCAACCAGUCACCGUCACCACUUCACUUCUUUGAGGACUCUCCCAGUUCUGUGAACAUUAAUUUCCCAGUUUUUUAUUUUAUUUUAUUUUUCCCUGUCAGAAAGCCGGCCCCGAUGGACGGUCUUUCUUUUCUCCAUCCACAUCUUAAACCUUGCAACUUCUGACCACAAUGGUCUCGUCUUUGCAGGUGGGGGGGGGACUCUUUGGAUCAGCGCUCCACCACUGUGGGAGACCUCGAUGCCUUGUCUAUAGAGCUCCAUAUCAGCAGUUUGCCUUGUUUAUAUCUAAACUAAAUGUUAAAAAAAAGGCAUUGAGAUCUAGUUGUUGAAAUGUUUGCUUCUCCCCCCUCUUGAAAGUGUUCAUUGUGGAGUUGAGGUGUCACCUGGAUUCGUCGACGAGGUGGGGGCUGCCGGUGUUGUCCUCCCUUUGACAGGUUUUCAGACGACCAGAGGUUGUGUAGGAUUUGUGUGAGGACCGAUCGAUCUCUCAGGGGAAAAGGGGCCAUUAAUGUCUUUAGUUUGUCCAGUGCAGCACAAAGAGCCUCCGCCCUCGUUUGUAGCCAUGACCAAUCAUUUUCAUUUCAUUUCUUUCCAAAUAUUUCUGUUCACCUGUCAUUUCAGCAUUUCUACUGAAUCCUUUUUUUUUUUUUUGUUAAGCUAACAACAGUUUGGGGAAACUAUUAUUUAAUGUCACAGUUUUUUGUUUUGGUUUUGUCGAGACUUCUUGUCAUUUGUACUGCACCAUUGUGCCCCCUUGUUUCCGGUUGGGGCAGCGUUGGCCCGAGGACGCCUCCCCUCAGACCCGGUCUGACCCUGAAGCGGUCCUGACGGCUCGCACUGCAUUAAUGCCUGAUCAGAGAUUCACCGCCGUUCCUGAAGCGGACAGAUUGGAGUUUACUGGCCAGUGGGGUCUGAGGGAGGAGCCUGUUGAUAUCUGAGGUGGGGAGUAACGGUCGCACGCCCCGCCCCCCCCCCGUCCAUACUGUUGACCUCCCACAUCCCUUUAGCGCUCGUGUGUGUGCAUGCAUGUGUGUGUUACAAAUGCUGUGAGGAAUGUGUGGUUGGAGUGAAUGCACUGUGUGAUUGGCAGGAGGAGGGGGGGGGGGGUCUGUAAGUGGAGCAGGUUAAUGGAUGUUUGUGGAGCAGUGGGGGGGGGGGGGGGGGACUAACAAAGCAUUCCAUCAUAAUACAAAUUACUGUGGAAAACGUGAAAUGGUGGCCAAUAAACAAUAAUACAUAAAGAUGUUUGCUUGUUUGGUUUUUCUUGAACUGUCAGCAGUUUCCUUCUUCAUCCACGUCUUGAAAUUGAGUCAACUUGUCUUAACUUUUUGAUUAGAAAAGAUAACGGAGAAUCUUAUUGUUGUAGGUUUAGUUUAAAUCUGCUCUUCCAGGUUUAGGUUUCUACAAAUUGGCCAAAUUAGGAACGUCCCAUUUAGAUUGAACUACUUAAUGUCUUACUGUGACGAAUACCGGUAUGUUUUUGUUUUCCAAUAGUAGUUAAUUUUGGUGUACCACAGGGCUCUGUACUUCCCUGCAUUAUUGUUGGUAAUCUUCCACUUUUACUUGACAUUUUCAGUUGGUCACCAAUGCCUCACCAGCUUGAAAACUCAUUUAAAUCUGCUUUUGACUCGAAUAGUCAAAUUACUUUUUAUGGUAGAAUUCCAACCUUGGUAUGUAUAUGUAAUAAUGUAAAAUCAUUGACAUUCCCAUGCUGCUUUAAUGGUCUGCUUUUUAAAAACUAAACCAACUGGCGCCGGUUCUCUAUUGUAACUUGGACGUUUCAAAGACUUAUACAUUUUUGGAGCAGAUUACUAAAGAUAAUUGGAGAACCUGAGUGUUUGGUAGUCUAGCCCUGGCUGUUCUUUUUCAGGUUUAGGUUAAUCCAAAUGCGGAAAGUCUCGUUUAGCCAAAAAAAAAAAAAA